UUGUAAAAAGUGUUAUUUAUUGUGUUGAAAAGUUAUUGGUUUGCCCGAGUACCAUGUCAUGUUCGGCGGAACAAAUUGCCGAGAAACGGAGAAUAGCCAUAGAGCGACUUAAUGCUCGUAAAAACUCCAACAAUAACGUCGUGAGCACAUCGGUACCGCCGAACCCGGCGCAAUCGGGCGGUCCAAGCAAAGGGGCGACGCUAACCGUUAGCUCGUUCUAUGGACAAAACAAUCAACAGACUCCGACGAGACAGCCAGCCAGCAAUCCGGCUCACCAGCGGAUGCUGCGAGACCAGCGCAAUACAUUCCUGCCAUACUCUAGGCCCGCCACGAAAAAGGAUACACCGACAAAGGUUGCGCCGAUUUUUGCGCGAACCGUAACGUGCGCUUGUUCCUUGGUGUCGGAGGAACGAUUCAUCGCGGAAACGAAUGGCUACAGUGAGCCACUGAUAGAGAUAUUUAAACAAAUUCCAUCCAAGUCCUAUGAACCAAACACCAAGAAAUGGACGUUCGAGCUAACGGACUACAGUUUACUGCAAACGCGUGUAGCCACACUGCAACCGAACGUUAUCCUCAGUCCGAUUCCUUCGUUCGUGAUACGAGAAUUUUCCAGUGGGCCAAAGCCAAAACCGGGCCAUGUAUUUUUGAAUGCGAUCGACACGGCGCUAGUCGACUCUCUACUCGAUUUCCAAAAGGAUGGCGUCUCUUUUGCCAUCGACAAGGGUGGCCGGGUGCUGAUAGCAGAUGAGAUGGGACUGGGCAAAACGUACCAGGCGAUCGCUGUGGCCGACUUUUAUCAGCACGAUUGGCCGUUACUGAUCUGCACGACAGCUACGACACGCGACAGUUGGGCGGCAAAGUUGCGUCAACUGCUGCCAAGCAUUCCGGCCCAUCGGAUUGUGGUGCUGAACAGCGGUCAGGACAAUAUAGGCGAUUGCCGCGUGCUGAUAUCGAGUUACUCGCUGAUGGAGCGUUGCUGUGACAAGCUACUGGAGCACCGGUUCGACACUCUGAUUUUCGAUGAGUCUCACACACUGAAAAACUUUAAAGCCAAAUGUACCAACGUGGCCAUAGCGUUGAGCAAGAAAGCGAAGCGCAUUAUCCUACUGUCAGGCACGCCGGCACUUUCACGGCCGGUGGAGCUGUUCACUCAAUUGCAGAUGCUCGACCAACGGUUUUGCAGUUUUAAGGAGUACAGCACGCGGUACUGUGCCGGGAAGCAGAGUAACUUUGGCUGGGACGCCUCUGGCCAGUCGAAUCUCACAGAGCUGAAUCUGUUACUGGCGCGUAAGUUUAUGAUCCGUCGCACGAAGGACGAGGUUAUGUCGGAACUGAGGGAAAAGAGCCGCGAAACGGUGAUCCUCGAUCCGUCGUACUUGUGGACCAACGAAGAGAUCGGGGGCGACAUGGAUUGUUACGCCAACGAUUACAGCCAAAGCAAGGGCCGCCAGCGAGAGGACAUUCUAAUCAAAUACUACAGCAUGACGGCGGAAGCGAAGGCACCGGCCGUGUGUGCCUACCUGAAAGAGGUGCUGAAGGGGGGUAAAAAGUUUCUCAUCUUCGCCCAUCACUUCAUAAUGCUCGAUGCAAUCGAAAAGUGCCUUACGAAGCGGAAGGUAGACUUUAUACGCAUCGAUGGGUCGACUAGGUCGGAUUUGCGGACGCCACUAGUGGACAAGUUCCAAACGAAGGCCUCUUGCCGGGCGGCCGUGCUCUCACUGAAGGCCUGCAACGCCGGGAUCACGCUAACGGCCGCCCAGCUGGUACUGUUCGCGGAGCUCGAUUGGAACCCAGCCACACUGGCGCAGGCGGAGAGUCGGGCCCAUCGUAUCGGCCAGAUGGAAACCGUGACGGUACGCUACUUGCUGGCAAAGAAGACGGCCGACGACAUUAUUUGGGCGAUGUUGCAGCGCAAACAGACCACCCUCACGAAGGUUGGACUCUGUAACGAGGACUUUUCCGAAGCAUCGCACGUAGAGGCUCCGAGUGAUGCGGGAUCGAUUCGACCGUACCUCGACAAGUCCCUGUCGCCGGCUGCAAAAUCUUUCGGGCCGAUCGAUCAGUUUGUGUUGCGCUCCCCAGCUGGUGUCCGUUCUACGAACGAAGGAGUUCACCGGCCUUCUGCUGGGGCUAAUGUUUCCAGUUUUCUCGCCCACGACGAUGAUGAUGAUGAAUUGGCCGGCUUGGAGCUGUAG
This is a messenger RNA of Anopheles cruzii, 2195 nucleotides long. It is a transcript of the gene Marcal1, whose product is annotated as SWI/SNF-related matrix-associated actin-dependent regulator of chromatin subfamily A-like protein 1. Gene Ontology annotation, molecular function: ATP-dependent chromatin remodeler activity; ATP binding. Gene Ontology annotation, cellular component: nuclear replication fork. The transcript has 5 exons. Bases 54 to 2195 code for a protein of 713 amino acids. Gene Ontology annotation, biological process: DNA repair; replication fork processing. NCBI's taxonomy places the organism in Eukaryota, Metazoa, Arthropoda, Insecta, Diptera, Culicidae. The record is from RefSeq and is a predicted model, not a curated record.